This is a messenger RNA of Suillus clintonianus, 1955 nucleotides long. Its product is annotated as kinase-like domain-containing protein. The record is from RefSeq and is a predicted model, not a curated record. Gene Ontology annotation, molecular function: protein kinase activity; ATP binding. The coding region runs from base 89 to 1918 and encodes 609 amino acids. The transcript is spliced from 8 exons. Gene Ontology annotation, biological process: protein phosphorylation. NCBI's taxonomy places the organism in Eukaryota, Fungi, Basidiomycota, Agaricomycetes, Boletales, Suillaceae.
GACAGUCAUUUUAUCUAACACAUUUACAUCAUCCGAGUCAGUAUAUACUGUCAUUGCGCGAUUCCUGGAUCCAUCAUGCCACGAGGCGAUGCCGUAUCAACAAAGUUUGCUUCUCGGAGCAUGUUCUGCAGCAUGGCUUCAAGUUGCCAGGCGGCUGCCUACUGAGUGGCUUGCAUCAGCUUGGAAACUGACCAGGUUCACGUCCUAUCCUAUUACCUGCCGCAAAGUAGCCCUACCCAUGACUGAACCCGCACCUGAAAACAAUAGCCCUAUUGACUUCACAUCUCAAAUUUCUGAGCUUGGACAUCCAUGUACAUCUGGUUCAUUUGGCGUGGUUUAUCGGCACACCAUCAAGACCAGCGAAGGCACAGUAGAGGUCGCAGUGAAAGUGUUCAAGAUUGAUCCUGAGAGAGACAUGAAGAAACAUGAGAAGGCAAUGCGUCGGGAACUCAAGGUGUGGUUUAGACUGUCAAAACACCUAAAUAUCGUGCCGCUAGUUGGUUACGCACACGUCGAGUCUCCGAGUCCAUUGCUGGCCCUCAUUUCGCAAUGGAUGCCCCUUGGGACAUUAUCUGUGUACAUCGAGGGAGGUGGAAUUACCGCUUCCGCUAAAGCUGAAUUGGUCAUGGGCGUCGCUGAUGGCUUGAAUCACCUGCACUCGGAGAAUGUCAUUCACGGAGACCUUCACCCCGGGAAUGUGCUCAUAGACGGCUCGGGGAAUCCACGUCUCACAGAUUUCGGUCUCGCAACAGUCGUAGGUGACUCAGAGUUACAGCCGUCCACGACCACUGCGAACCGCCAGUUCAACCCUCGAUGGCGUGCGCCUGAAGUCAUCGGAGUCGUCGGUGAGCCUGAAAGACCGACUUUUAAGAGUGAUAUCUACUCUUUUGGUGCUGUUAUGUUAUUUAUUGUUUCGGGGGAUAUACCAUGGAAAGAGAAGAACUCUGCUCGAAUCUGCAUCGCGCUAUCGAAAAAAGCCGCACAUGCACGUCCCACCAACAUCCUUGACGAUCACUGGAAACUCGUUCAAAAAUGCUGGGUUUGGAACCCGCAGGCCCGCCCAGGGGCAGCGGAGGCCGUUAGAUACAUGAACGAUCACUUGAAAUCUAUUCAAAAAUUGGACCUGCAUGAUUGUACAGGAGAACUGAAAUCCACGAGAUCUGGUGCAACGAAGAACAUUGUUAUUUUUGGAGAGACUGGCGUCGGGAAAAGCUCCAUCAUCAACCUCCUAGCAGGGCGCCAGCUUGCUAAACCCUCUCCAGACGCCAAACAUUGUCUAUUGUCCUAUCGAGCGUAUGAUGUUCCCAUCAACGGCGCAUUGUAUCGCAUCUAUACUACUGCCGGGGUCGACGGCAACCGCAUGGACCCUAGCGGAUUUCUCGACGCUGUCACGAAUUCCGACAAGUUGAUGAAGGAGCUGAAAGAUAGAGGAGGAGUCCACCUGCUGCUGUACUGCAUCAAGGGGGGCAGGAUACCAUCAACGUUAGUCACCAACUACAGGCUAUUCUAUGAAUUUUUCUUCGAGGAGAAGAUACCAGUUGCGCUCAUCGUUACUCACCUGGAGGGGGAGGAUCACAUGGACGAUUGGUAUACACGAAACAAGGGAUCGUUGGACCGCCAUGCAAUAAAGUGUGUUGAUCAUGCUUGUAUCACUGCGGCGGCAAAUCUGGACCCGAAAUAUAGGAAGAAGUACGACGCAUCCAAGGAAGAAGUGCGCAAAUUGAUCACACGGCAUGAGGACACGGUGGUGGACUGGAAUGGAGGGUAUGGGUGGUUUGUCAGGUUCGUGGGAAAGUUUAAAGACACAUUAAUGGGGCGUCCAAGCAAGUCAGACAUUCUUGGUGUCCUCACGAAGCGUUGUGGGAUGGAGGAGAGCCUAGCAAAAGAAGUGAUUCAAAAAUUAACUACUACCGGAUGACAGGACUUUCGCUAUGUUUACUCAUUACGAUAGCUAG